Messenger RNA from Terrapene triunguis (Three-toed box turtle), 2149 nucleotides. RefSeq names its product VPS29 retromer complex component (gene VPS29). Bases 161 to 721 code for a protein of 186 amino acids. The transcript is spliced from 5 exons. Gene Ontology annotation, cellular component: endosome; retromer complex. Gene Ontology annotation, biological process: retrograde transport, endosome to Golgi; intracellular protein transport. The record is from RefSeq and is a predicted model, not a curated record. Lineage: Eukaryota; Metazoa; Chordata; Testudines; Emydidae.
GCGAGGCCUGACGGCGAAGGAACGCGCCCUCGUGUGUACCGACUCGGAAUGAUCCCUUCUAGCUGCCGUAGGCUGUAACCGCCCUUGGCUUCCGGAAUCCCUGACGGCCCUUUGCGGAGCGGAGCGGAAGGGAAGGAGGUGACGAGUGGACUGGAGCAGGAUGGCUGGGCACAGACUGGUAUUAGUAUUAGGAGACCUUCACAUCCCACAUCGAUGCAACUACCUCCCAGCUAAGUUCAAAAAACUGCUGGUCCCAGGAAAGAUCCAGCACAUCCUCUGCACCGGAAACCUCUGCACCAAGGAGAGCUAUGACUACCUCAAGACUUUGGCUGGGGAUGUUCACAUCGUAAGAGGAGACUUUGAUGAGAACCUGAAUUAUCCAGAACAGAAAGUUGUAACCGUUGGGCAGUUCAAAAUUGGGCUGAUCCAUGGCCAUCAAGUUAUACCAUGGGGAGAUAUGGCCAGCCUGGCACUGCUACAAAGGCAGUUUGAUGUGGACAUUUUAAUUUCAGGGCAUACACACAAAUUUGAGGCAUUUGAGCAUGAAAACAAGUUCUACAUCAACCCCGGGUCAGCCACAGGAGCUUAUAGUGCCUUGGAGAACAACAUCAUUCCUUCAUUUGUGCUGAUGGAUAUCCAAGCUUCCACAGUAGUGACCUAUGUGUAUCAACUAAUUGGAGAUGAUGUGAAAGUAGAAAGAAUUGAGUACAAAAAACCCUAAAAUGAAUCUUCUGGUGCUCUUUACCAUCUCAUUCCCUCUUGUUCUAGUCAAGUAACUGAGCAUUCAAGAACCACAAACUGUCUGCAAUAUUUGAUUGUUUGCAGUAUUAAACACUUGCUAACUGCUUGUAGCCUAUAGCAGUGUAACUAGUUUAUAAUACAUAGCUUCCAAACAAUGGCACAUUCUUGCUUGUUUUCUAUGUAUGGUUCAGCUUGUAAAAUAUCCUGUUAUGGUGCAAAAUGCCUUAGGUGUACAAUCAGUCUUGUUAAAUAACUACCUUUAAUGUUGUAAUAAAACUUGUUUUUCAAUCAGUCAGGUUUUAUUUAUAUAAAAUAUAUUUUGAAUGAUAAACCAUUAAGGCAAAGUUACGUGUAACAGUUGAAAUUCUUUUGAAAUAUACUGAAUUAUUCAUAAGCUUGUGACAGUACUCUACUUUUGGUAAUAGCAUUUACAGAACCUGCACAUUUAAUGGAAUUUAAAGUAAUUUAUCCAUUUUUAGAAAAAAAUUAGCUGAAGCCUCUUGACAGCAAAAGACUCGUCUAACCUGUGAAACUUAAACUGAAUUAAAGUAGGGUGUGAAUUUAGAGUGCAGUUGCUAUUCUGAAAUAUGCCCUAUGUGGUGGAAUGAGUUUAUUAUUUGUAAUUAGUUUAAUCCACUUUGGAACUGGCACUUAUUCCAGAAUAAGUGGCCGCACAAAAUUAUUCUGGAAUAGCUAAAAUGAAGCAUGUGUGAACAAACCGUAAGAAGUGAGCCAUAACAUGUUUGUUUUAAACCAUAUUUAAUAUUUCUCACUCAGAUUAGUGUCUAAGCCAAGAGCAAGAGUAAAAUGAUUUAGUACUGUUCCUGAAAUUACCAGGAUAAAACUAAUGUUAAGGUUCUGUUACUUAAAGUACAACUUCUCUAUGAAAUCAAACUAGUUCUAAAGCACUGCAUGACAGUUUUGGAGCAUACACAAACUGUCUUCAAUUACUUGUUCAAGUUUAACCAAUGACCAUCUGAUUAGCUUUGCCUUACUUACUCCAGAUUUAAAGGAAAAAGUAAAUCAAGAUAAAAUGUUAACCUCAGUUUAUAUAGAAGUGGUCCCAUCUGUAUACAAGAGUUUAGACAGUUUAGUUUCACUUGACUUGCUCAUCUUUAGAAAGUUGAAGACCAUAGUUCAUUUAUUUAGACCCCAAAAAUUGGUUUUGAAAUACUAGGACUUGUGGAUUUCCUAUUCUCAGCUGAAACCACUCAACCCAAGCUCCACAUAGUAGGGUAGCUUCUGUUGCUCAUGCCUGCCAUUUUGUAGUAAUUAUCCCACUAAGAAAGGGAGCCAUAGCAGCGUUUCUUGUAGAGUAUUAUUGAUGUUUGUUUCAUAAAGAACAGCAAGCAUCUUUUUCUCUGCAUUCUGAGAGUGGCUUGCUACACUAGAAUAGCUCACUGUUUUU